UCAUGUUUCUUCAUACAGCUCUAAGCCAGUUAUUAAUAACAACCCAGUGAUCCACAGAACAGCAUAUGGUCAUUUUUUCACAAAAGACAGAGAUCAUCUCCUUGACUUUGGACCUCAGUUAUUGAGCCCUGAACAGAGCCAAGGUUGUUAAGAAACCACCUGUACCAAGGGCACUUUAUUCUGGCAAGAACGGCCUGUGAGGAAAUCUGAGGAGCAGUGUCAUCUACCACUACCUGGAAUUAAGUCAGGGAACAAGGACAUUCUGGACAUGAGUAGAAACUGGAUAUUAAUUUCUUCUACUAAUCCCACAAGUAUGGAGGAUGAAAUUAUGGGAAGACUUCUCAAAAUUUUAUUUGUUAUCUUUGUUGACUUAAUGUCUAUUAUGUAUGUUGUUAUAACAUCUUAGAAAGAUGACUUUGUUUAUUCUACAGGUGACUUUCAAACUGAAUCCCUCUGAAUAAAAAUGUUA
Erinaceus europaeus (western European hedgehog) is the source of this 469-nucleotide messenger RNA. RefSeq names its product myoregulin (gene MRLN). NCBI's taxonomy places the organism in Eukaryota, Metazoa, Chordata, Mammalia, Eulipotyphla, Erinaceidae. The transcript has 3 exons. The record is from RefSeq and is a predicted model, not a curated record. Bases 269 to 406 code for a protein of 45 amino acids.